AUGUCAGGCAUCGAUUACUAUGCCGCUCUUGGGAUCACAACCAAAGCAAGCCAGCAGCAAAUCAGAGAUGCAUAUAAGAAAGCAGCACUCAGGACACACCCUGACCGCGUCCCCUCCGACUCCCCAGAACGCCCCGAACGAACCCGCAAAUUCCAGCUCAUAAACGACGCCUACUACACGCUCUCAGACCCUACGCGCCGCCACGACUACGACGCCGCGCGCACCUACCACGGCUUCGGCAGCGGGGCCUCCACAGCAUCCACAGCCUUCGAUUCCGAGGAGGAUAUCCCGGACCCUGGGGCCGACGCCUCUGCCCCGGGUGGUUUCCCAUGGUCGAGUUUUGGCUUCAAGGCGAAGAAUACAGAGGAGAAGACCAAGUUUGAGAACGAGCAGUUUGGCGAUGUGUUUGAAGAGAUGUUGAGGGAGGAGGGUAUGGCUGAGAGUGGGGGAAAGCCUACGGGUUUGUUCUGGAGUGUGGUGGGUGGUUUGAGUGGUGGUGCUAUGGGCUUCAUCAUGGCGAAUUUCCCGGGGAUGGUUGCUGGUGCUGUCGCGGGCAAUAGGAUGGGUGCUGUGAGGGAUGCGAAGGGGAAGUCAGUAUAUCAAGUAUUUACCGAUCUUCCGCAGGGGGACAAAGCAAGGCUUUUGAGCCAGCUUGCUCAGAAGGUCUUCAGUCAUGCGGUCGGUAUCUCGUGA
This is a messenger RNA of Lachnellula hyalina, 693 nucleotides long. It is a transcript of the gene SPCC63.13, whose product is annotated as putative J domain-containing protein. Lineage: Eukaryota; Fungi; Ascomycota; Leotiomycetes; Helotiales; Lachnaceae. Bases 1 to 693 code for a protein of 230 amino acids. The transcript is spliced from 3 exons. The record is from RefSeq and is a predicted model, not a curated record.